Messenger RNA from Amphibalanus amphitrite, 1116 nucleotides. RefSeq lists its product as uncharacterized. Lineage: Eukaryota; Metazoa; Arthropoda; Thecostraca; Balanomorpha; Balanidae. Gene Ontology annotation, biological process: DNA integration. The coding region runs from base 1 to 1116 and encodes 371 amino acids. The record is from RefSeq and is a predicted model, not a curated record. The transcript has a single exon. Gene Ontology annotation, molecular function: nucleic acid binding.
AUGCCGGCCUUCUCGGAUGACACGCCGGACGCCAUCAACAUCAAGGAAGUCCAGGAAGCGACUGCGCGAGACCCGCAGAGCCAAAAGCUGAUCAAGUGCAUCCAGCAGGGCUACAUCACUAGGGACCCAGACCUCGACCCGUUCCGCCAAAUCUUCCGAGAGUUUAGCUUCAAUCGAGGAGUUCUCCUACGCGAAGACAGGCUCUACAUCCCCGCCUCUGAGCCUGAACCUGGGGCUGGGAGCCUCCGACAGCGGGUGGUUGAGCUCGCGCACGAGGGCCACCAGGGGGUUGGCCGGUGCAAAAGGCUGCUGCGAGCGCAAGUCUGGUUCCCUCACCUGGACGCGCUCGUCGACGAGAAGAUCUCCAAGUGUCUGGCUUGUCAAGCCUCGACGUUCACUCCAACCAGAGACCCGCUAAAACCGACCCCCUUGCCAGAACGCCCAUGGCAAAGGGUGGCAGCAGACUUCUGGGGUCCUCUGUCGAGUGGAGAGCACCUCCUGGUCGUCAUCGACGAGUACAGCCGCUAUCCUGAAGUAGAGAUCACUUCUAGUACUAGCGGGCUGGCGACCAUCCCCGUCCUCGACAAGAUAUUCGCAACCCACGGCAUCCCGGAAUCAGUGAAAACAGACGGUGGCCCCCCAUUCAACGGACACGACUUCGCCAUGUACGCGCGCUGGGCUGGCUUCACGCACCGCAGGGUCAGCCCCGAAGACCCAGAGGCAAAUGGCCUUGCAGAGGCCUUUAUGAAAACCAUAAAGAAAACAUGGCAUACGUCCCGCAUCGAAGGGAAAAAUCCCAAACAGGAGUUGUACAAACUCCUACGACAGUACCGCGCAACACCGCACCCCAGCACUGGGAAACCCCCCGCGGAACUGCUCUUCAACCGGCCGUUUCGCACCCGGCUGCUGACAGCUGAGAGGCCAACACCUGGAACACCGUCUCAUGACGUGCAGAAACACGACGCACGGGCGAAGGAUGUACAGAAGGCCUACAAGGACACCCCAAGAACGUGCGACCUCACAACAUUCAAACAGGCGAUACGGUUCUUCUGCAGCGCCGGUCUACCAAGACGGCUUCACGCUACGACCCAGAGCCCUACAAGGUCGUCCAGAUGA